AUGGGCUUCCUCGAAGUCUUCAAGGCCGUCUUCAUACCCGCCCUCAUCGCCGCAGCCCUCUAUGCAAUCGGCGCUUUCCUCGUCAUGCCGUUGAUACGCCAACAUCGAAAUCGAUACUCCCAUUACCUUCCCCUUGACUCGAUAUCUCAACACACGAAUUCGUUCAGAGACCGAUUAGCCAAUGCUGUCACGAGACUGGUUCUACCACGCAGGAUGGUGGUGAUAGAUGCUUCAGGGAGCAGAAGAGGCAGCGUGAGUGGAGAGGAGUUUGUCUUCGAAGACGCAGAAGGGGAUAGUAUGGUGGGAUUCGAUGUGGGAAGGAGUGAUAGACAGGUUCGGGGUGCGAAUAUUGGAAACGACGGGAGGAGGGUUGAGGCAGUAUGA
Molecule: messenger RNA, 384 nt
Organism: Fulvia fulva
Lineage: Eukaryota; Fungi; Ascomycota; Dothideomycetes; Mycosphaerellales; Mycosphaerellaceae
Exons: 2
Coding region: 1-384 (127 amino acids)
Source: RefSeq, a predicted model, not a curated record